AACCUCAACAAGUCAUCCCAUGAAAUAAUCCUUUUAUUAUUAUUAUUUUUCUCUUCUUCUAUUAACCUUCCUUAAAUUCAUUUCUUUUCAUGGCAUCCUUUACUACUUCUUCUUCUUCUUCUUCUUCUUGUAGCUUAAAUACUUCUAUAAAUUCUCAAUCCUCCUUUUUCUCAACGCAGUUCCUCAUGACUAAUCCUUCUUCUUCUUCAUUUUCUUCUUUCACUGAUCUUCUUUCUUCUGGUAAUAUUAAUUCUAAGGACAAUAAUAUGGACAAUAUUAAUGUUGGCUGGGGACUUUUUGACCAUGGCAAUGGUAUUGAUAUUCCAAAAUUUAAGUCAUUUCCUCCUCCUUCUUUACCUCUUUCUCCUCCUCCUGUUUCUCCUUCUUCUUAUUUUGCUAUUCCUCCUGCUGGUUUAAGCCCAACUGACUUCUUGGAUUCACCUGUUCUUUUUUCCACUUCUAAUGUUGUUCCAUCUCCAACUACUGGGACUUUUGCUGGUCAAACUUUCAACUGGAGGAGUAAUAUUUCCAACGAUAAUCAGAGAGGUUUUAAAGGGGAUGAGAAAACCUACUCUGAUUUUUCUUUCCAAACCCAAACAAGGCCUCUUCUUGCUUCUUCUUCUUCGUCUUCAUCAUUAUCAUCCUCUAUCUUUCAAUCUUCUUCAAGCAUCAUUUCUGGGGAUGAAUCGAUGAAAAAGCAACAAGAAGCCUGGAAUUUUAAGAAACCCAUAAAGCAAGCGGAUAGACCGUCAGAGAAAGGAGUAGUAAAGCAAGAAUUUACACCAGUGCAGAGUUUCUCUUCAGAAAUGGCUCCACUUCAGUCAAGCAUGCAAACUAAUGCGGUUGCUCCUCAACCUCAACCGAGUUACAAUCAUUACAGUCAACCAGCUUCAUAUAUGAGAGAACAGAGAAGGUCAGAUGAUGGGUACAAUUGGAGAAAAUAUGGACAGAAACAGGUAAAAGGAAGUGAAAAUCCGCGUAGCUAUUACAAGUGUACUUAUCCAAAUUGCCCAACAAAGAAAAAGGUUGAGAGAUCUUUGGAUGGACAGAUUACGGAAAUAGUCUAUAAAGGGAGUCAUAAUCAUCCCAAGCCUCAGGCUAGAUCAUCCUCCCAAUCGAUUCAACUUGCUGCAGGAGGCACUCAAGAAAUCUCAGAUCAAUCUUUUGCUCCAGUGGAAUCUGUCACCAUGCAGGAGGACUCUUCACUUUCGAUUGGAGACGAUGAAUUUGAUCAAAGUUCGCCAAUUAGUAAUUCAGGGGGAAACGAAGAUGAAAAUGAACCUGAAGCUAAAAGAUUCAAGGGACAGAAUGAGAAUGAGAGUAUUUUGGCCGCUGGUAGCAGGACUGUUAGAGAACCAAGAAUUGUGGUGCAAACUACAAGUGAUAUUGACAUACUUGACGAUGGGUAUAGGUGGAGGAAAUAUGGACAGAAAGUAGUCAAGGGAAAUCCCAAUCCAAGGAGCUACUACAAGUGUACAUCUAUCGGUUGUCCGGUUCGGAAACAUGUUGAACGGGCAUCGCAUGAUACAAGGGCUGUGAUCACCACUUAUGAAGGGAAGCACAACCAUGAUGUUCCAGCUGCUCGUGGCAGCGGCUAUGCUUCCAAUAGACUUCCAGUCAAUGCUAACAGCAGUAUGCCGAUUCCUAUAAGGCCCUCGGUCACAGCCAACACAAAUUACUCAAAUUCCCUUAACAGCACAAGAUCAUCAGGAAAUCAAGCACCAUUCACCCUGCAAAUGUUGCAGGGUACAGGGAAUAUUGGAUUCUCAAAUUUUGGAAAGCCAAGUGCAUCCUACAUGAAUCAAACACAGUACACAGAAAAUGUGUUCUCAGGGGCAAAGGAAGAGCCAAAGGAUGACUCAUUUCUCGACUCAUUCCUAUGCUGAAACGACUAACUCCAAAGUAGCAGUUAGGAUUCAGGGAAAAUUUGUUGUGGUAGAUUUGCUUGUAAUAGUGUAAUGUAGGUUAUAGUUGCAAUUUUUUCAUUUGUUUUGAGGCCUUUUGAAGCUCUAUAGAUUAAGCCUCAAUUUAUUACAGUACAGAAUAAUUCAACAGAAAUACAAUGAACACUUUUCUUAGCAA
Molecule: messenger RNA, 2082 nt
Organism: Ricinus communis (castor bean)
Lineage: Eukaryota; Viridiplantae; Streptophyta; Magnoliopsida; Malpighiales; Euphorbiaceae
Product: probable WRKY transcription factor 33
Exons: 5
Coding region: 90-1886 (598 amino acids)
Biological process (GO): regulation of DNA-templated transcription
Molecular function (GO): DNA-binding transcription factor activity; sequence-specific DNA binding
Source: RefSeq, a predicted model, not a curated record